Cuscuta campestris is the source of this 2876-nucleotide messenger RNA. The record is from the annotation of a GenBank genome assembly. Lineage: Eukaryota; Viridiplantae; Streptophyta; Magnoliopsida; Solanales; Convolvulaceae.
CCAGGGGAAGGGGAGGGUCAAGGCUCAGGCAUGUAUGUGGUCAUGGGUUGAAAACAUAAAAACCAUUUCCAGAGGAACAAUAAAGCAAUCACAGAGGGUCGCGACAAGCUGCGCAGCGCAUCCAUUAUUGGAACGUGGGUGGUUCACACACCUUCCCGCGAACCUUCAUCUUCAUCUUCAUCUUCCAGUCGGCGGUAUUUCCAGGAACCAGACUCCAUCUUCCUGCCACUACUUCCAUCCGUCUCCUCGCUUUCUUGCUCCCUUUCUUCUUCUGGGUAUUUGCUCAUUAAUCCAUCGAUUUGAUCCAAAUCCCCCCUUUUAUUGUCUCGCGUCCCCAGAUUCUCAUCGUUUCCGUCUUACUUUGGCUGCUCGCAAUCCAUUUCAGUGAAAUCUGAGAAAUUCUUCUCGAACCCCAUGACGAGGUUUGCGGCUUUUCCCGUUGUUUCCCCCCUUUUUCGUGUUCUUCCCGAUUAUCUACUCCCCUGCUGUUGAUUUUUUCUGUGUUUAAGUGUUCCUAGCUGAUUUAAUUUCAGAACCCACAAAUUUUAGCAGUGUAUGUGCAUCAUAUGUUUUGAUUUUCUGGAUUAGGUCUUUAGCUUAAAGACUCGAUUUUGGGCUAUUACAUUAUUUAGCGUUCUUCCGUGUUGAACUCUUGAUGGUAUGGGGGAUUGUCAGCCAGUAAUGGAAGAGGAAGAAAACCUGAUUGCCGCCCUGCAACACAUCGCCAAUUCGCUGGGGGCUAAGAGGAAUUUGACUGAAGAUGCCAGGAAGAAACUAGCAGAUCUGGGCAUUCAGCUGGCCUCCAUAACUAGGGCCAACACAGAGGACAACUGUGUUGAUCAUCAGGAGGAUGGGGUUAGUGAGUACGAGGAGCAGCUAAACGCUUUGCAGGCCAAGAUCAUGAGCUGGGAUGGAAAUCCCUCCCUCUUAUGGGACUGUGGGGCUGAAGAGGCCUAUGGGUAUCUGAGAUCUGUGGACGAAGCUCGAAAGCUAGCUGAAAAGCUGGAGAGUUUAUGCCCAGAGAAGGACGGCAGGGAGGCUGAUCUUCUUAGGAGGGUUCAUGAUGUUCUUCAGACUGCAAUGACUAGGCUGGAAGAUGAGUUCAUGCAUUUGCUGGUCAACAACAGGCUUCCCUUUGAGCCGGAACACAUGUCUUUCCGUUCCACCGAAGAGGACACGGCAGACGGGAGCUCCAUCAUCUCCUUCGGGGAGGAGUCCGUUGACGACGGGGCCCACAGGGACAGCAUGAGCCGCAGCUCGGAGGAUUACGUCAUAGAGCUCGUCCACCCGGACGUGAUCCCGGACCUGAAAUGCAUUGUGAAUCUGAUGUUCGAUUCGAAUUACGGGCGCGAGUGCAGCCAGGCGUUCAUCAGUGUCAGGAGAGACGCGCUGGACGAUUGCCUCUUUACCUUAGAAGUUGAGCAGCUGAGCAUUGAGGAUGUGCAGAGGAUGGAGUGGAGCUCAUUGAACUCCAAGAUGAGGAGGUGGGUCCGGGCGUUCAAGAUCUUCGUGCGGAUCUACCUGGCCAGCGAGAAGUGGCUCGCCGACCAGAUAUUCAGCGAGACGGGGCCCGCGGGCCCCGUUUGCUUUGUGGAGUCGUCGAAAGCCUCGCUCCUGCAGCUCCUGAAUUUCGGCGAGGCCGUGUCCAUCGGCCCGAAAAAGCCCGAACGGCUUAUUCGGGUCCUGGACAUGUACGAGGUCCUAACGGACCUCGUACCCGAGAUCGAUUCAUUAUACUUCGACGAUGCCGGGUCGUGCGUGAGGGCCGAGUGCCGCCACGUCCUCGCGAGUUUGGGCGCUUGCGCGAAAUCCACAUUUCUUGAAUUCGAAAACGCCGUCGCGGCCAACGCGUCCGCGAACGCCUUCCCCGGCGGCGGGGUCCACCCCAUCACAAAGUAUGUGAUGAACUACAUGAGGGCCCUCAUGGAUUACAGUAGAGUCCUCAACGGGCUUCUCAAGGACGAAGAAAGGGAGGACCCGGUAACGGAUUCGCCCGACACGAGCCCGUCGAGCGAAGAUGAUGUCAUCCGUGGAAGCCCCUCCAUGGCUUACCACUUCCAGUCCUUCAUUUCAACUCUGGAGUCCAACUUGGAGUCCAGGUCAAAGAUGUACAAGGAUGAAGCUCUGAAACACCUCUUCUUGAUGAACAAUCUCCAUUACAUUGCAGAGAAGGUGAAGAAGAGCUCAGAGCUGAUGACAGUUCUGGGGGACAACUGGAUCCGGAAGUGCAUCGGAAAGUUCCAGAAGCACGCGAGGAGUUACGAGAGAGCCACUUGGAGCUCCAUACUGUACCUGAUCCGGGAUGAAGCGAUUCUGAAUCCCGGGUCGAAUUCGGUCUCCCGAACUCUCCUCAAAGAACGGCUGCACAGCUUCUACAUGGCCUUCGAAGAGGUUUAUAAGAACCAGACCGGGUGGUCCGUGCCGGACCGGCAGCUCCGCGAUGACCUCAUCAUCACCACGUCGCUGACGGUGAUCCAGGGGUACCGGACGUUCGUGGGGCGGCACGCGUCUAAUAUAAGUGACAAGCAUAUCAAGUACAGUGCUGAUGACCUUGAAAACUACUUGCAGGAUCUGUUUGAAAAAACUCCCAAGUCAUUGCAUGGCUCUCACAGGAAGUGAUGGAGAAGAAGAUGGAACAGAUGCAGAGAAAUGGCAGUAAUAGAAUUUUUCUUACCCAUUUUAUUGCCAUUUUUCUUAUGUGAUCAUAUAGUGUUAUAAUUGGUGUGGUAAUUUCUUACCAAGUUUAAUGUUGUUUUUUACCUGUAGCCAAGUUUUUGCAUCAUUUGGUGUGAUUGUUUGUUUGUAUGUACAACUAUUUGUUAAGCCAUUUUUACUAGUGUAAUAUUCUUGGGUGUCAACAAAUGGAUGUCCUGAAU